Messenger RNA from Meleagris gallopavo (turkey), 4023 nucleotides. NCBI's taxonomy places the organism in Eukaryota, Metazoa, Chordata, Aves, Galliformes, Phasianidae. The record is from RefSeq and is a predicted model, not a curated record.
GGUGCUAAAAAUGGCCACAGGGUUAGUAUUUAACAGUUACAGCUCUGCAUUGGCACUCUAGCUCUGUCUUCACAGAUGAUUAUCAAGUUUUUUGAGUCAGUAGAGCAUGGAGAAAUAGUACUUUUGAGGAAGUUCUGGAUAUUUAAAAUAGUUACAGGUCAUUUUUUUAGAAAGAGCAAAAAUGACAAUCUAUCACCUAACAAGUUUUCUGUAUGACUCAAAGAAGCGCAGUUUCAUGAUGUUCUGCCUGUUGCUCUUAGGUGUAAAAGCACCAUUACCAAAGUGCAAACUGUUUCAACUCAAGUCAAAACAGUACUAAUUAGCAAGUCUACAGUAGGUGGUUGUAAAGGUAGUUUGGCCUUAUUUGAAAUGUGGGCAGGAAAUCUGCCCUGGGAAGGCUUUUCAUCGGACUAAUUUUAAACGCACAAAUGACAGAGAUGGAUUUUGCUGAAAUAAACUUUGUGAAGUUGCUCAUGUGAGGCAUUCCUCAGGUGACAGUUGCUUUACCGCCUGCUUAGCACUGCUGAUUGGCCGGCGUAGUUGAAGAGUGCUGUUCUCUAAUUAAUGUUACAAUGUUUUGAGACUGAAGUGCAACUUGUUUUGGCCUGAGCUCUAUUGCUAAGUAGAUACUCAUUUUUAAAAAACAAAACAAAAACUGUUCCAGGAUGCGUGUGAAUACAGUGAGGAUGACGAGCAGGUGGACAUUGAGACCGUGGAGGAGCUUUCAGAGAAGAUUAACAUUGCCCGUCUGAAGGCCACAGCUGCUAAAAUCCGACCUUCCAAAGAGAAAUACCAUGCUCGUAAUUCUUCGGAUGAAAAAUUAACAGAAAGUCCUACGAAGAAUCCUCCAAUCUGGAGCAGAAGGCAGAAGUCCGAGGAAGAAGCUUUUGCUCAUUACCGCCAGACACACACAGCAAAUGAGCGCCGGCGACGUAAUGAAAUGAGAGAUCUCUUUGAAAAACUGAAGAGAGCUCUGGGGUUGCACAGUCUUUCCAAGGUGUCCAAAUGCUACAUUCUCAAGCAAGCCUUUGAUGAAAUCCAGGGAUUGACUGAUCAGGCGGAUAAGCUUACUGGACAGAAGAACUUACUGGCGCGCAAACAGGAUACUUUGAUUCGAAAAGUUUCCAUACUUUCAGGGAAGACAGAAGAGGUUGUCCUAAAGAAGCUAGAAUAUAUGUAUGCCAAACAAAAAGCUGUAGAAGCACAAAAAAAGAAGAAAAAUGUUCAACCAGCAGAAUCUGUUGUAACCUCACCUGCUAGCACACAUCAAGAAGCAUCUUCUGCUCUACCCAGAGAUCUGAGCAAAGUGCCUAUGACAAAUAGAAGAGGCAAGCCAUUGAUACUUGCCAGAAAAGGAAGCCAUACCACAGAGAACACCUCGUCCUCUCUGACACUAACUGCUGCAAGCCUAGUGAUGACUCCCCAGGGGCAGGUGCUCACGCUGAAGAGCCCACUGGUACCUGGGCAGGUAGCAGCUGUGCCCUCCACGCUCUUGCAGGCUGAAUUAAAGCCUCGAGCUGUCGGCAAUACCAUGACAGCACAGCAAGAAAGUGAAGAUUCAUUCAUGAUGCCAAAGAUUGUUAAUGUAACAUCACUGGCUGCUGAAGAAGGCCUGAGCCUAAACCCGAACAGAAACAAAAAUUCUAACACGGCAGCUGCAAGUACUCAGGCUUCUGAGAAAUCUUUGGUGGCACCUCUUGAAAGUAGGAAAAGUGACAGCAUCCUUUUAGAAGAAAAAAACAAACUGUGUCCUGGAGACAGUGACGGAGAGGGAAGAAGUAGCACAGGUUCCGUGAAAGGUUUCUUUGAAAAUAAAGAUGGUUUUCCACAGCUCCAGAAUGUAUCGUGUGCAAAGGAACCUCCAGAGUCUUUUGGCAAAAAGCUCUGCAUUGGUGAGCUUGUAGGAAGCCAAGCCAGGAAGAAGGAUGGUGAUCACGGAGGGGAAAGAUUAAAAACGAAAGAACUGCCAUUUCGCAAGCUGCAGAUCAAAGAUUCGAGGAUAGAAAUGGAACUGAGGAAAGUAGCUUCUGCAAUGGAGGAAGCAGAACUGGAUGCAGGUGAGUUACUGAGCAGCAUUGAGGAGAGUGAUGACACUGAUGAGACCCUCACUUCACUGCUCAAUGAGAUUGCUUUUCUCAAUCAGCAACUGAAUGAUGACGCUUCAGGUAUGUCAGAGCUACCCAGCGCUCUAAGCUCAGAUUUCUCCCAUGGAGAUGCAGAGGGUCGCCGGGGAACAGCCAGUGAUCUCACCACUGCAGAUGGUUCUUCCUUCCAGUUCGGACAUCUGGGAGGCGCUUUUAAAGACCUUUCUGAGGUUCCAGAGGGCGGUGGCUCUUUAAGCCCUCUCUUGCUGCACCUGGAAGAUGAUGACCUUACUGAGGGGGACAAGAACUCUGGGGAGCCUUCAUCUGAAGCAGAUGUUCUAAAAAUAGUAAUCGGUGCUGAAAUGAAGGAUGCACUUCCCAACCUGUCCAUAACCAGUGGCGGGAAUGGCAAAACUGUAGCAAACUUGGCAGAGGCCACUGGUGUGACUCCACCGAUUUUGCAGAUGAAAACUAACCCAGAAGCUAGUAAUGCUGACACUUUGUGGAGGCCCAUGCCCAAGCUGGCACCGCUUGGCUUAAAAGUAGCAAGUCUGCCAGUGGACUCGGAAGGGCAGAGUGCUAAAGUGAUGCCCUUGCUGGCACCUGUAGUUGCAAAACUGGCGCCCACUGGGGUAAAAAGUUCAUCUGUAACCGCUCAAGAAGGACAGGAUAACAAAGCAAUGCCAGCAUUAGCUCCUGUGGGUACAAAAUUUAGUAAUUCUGGGACCCUACCUUCAAAUUCAGUUGGCAAAUAAGCGUGCGUAUAUUUUAUCAGAGAGUGGAAUGGAGAUCUGGAGCAGUGAACCAACAGCUGUGUCUGGCAACCUCCCUUGUCUGCAGCACUCUGUUUUCUGUGUGGCAUCAGCACUAUUCAUCUGAGGGCAGGCCCCAAACUGAGAAAUAAGUGCUCUGAAACUAAAGCAUGUUGAUGUGUUUUUACCUCACUAUUGUAUUUGGGGAGUUCUCAUUCCCCUUCACAAAAUAUGGAAGAUGAUCUGUAAACCAUUGCUGGGCAUGUGGUAUCCUUCCAAAAUAGGAUCUUCAAGGAAAUAGUUUAUAAAAGGACUGAGAAACUUAGGCUGUUGACAGAGAUUUUUUUUCCCAGUAGACAGGCAGCUGUUUGUUGUUGAGUUUAAAAUCAGGUGUAUUUGGUUUUGUACCAGGCAAGCUAUCUAUGCAGAAAUGAAAUUGUUCACAUUUAUUGUACCCAGUGUUUUGCAGAAUACAAUGCAUGUGCAGAAAUGAGAUUGCAAUUACUCUCAGAUUUGUUACCUAGAACAGCAGAAGGGAAACUGCAGAUUGUGUGGAGGGCUGAAGUGAAGCAUUUCUGUUCCUUGGUGCUAGUGCUCCGGCAGACUCCUUUUAGUAGCUUAUGCACAGAACUCUUAGUACGUGGGAAGGAUAUUUCCCACUGUAAUUAGAACUAGAACAGUAUGUAAACUCUUAAAAAAAAACAAAAACAAAAAACAAAACAAAAAAAAAAAACAAAAAAUUGAAAACCCACCACUUUCACCUCAUGCCCCUAUCCAGAUAACUCUCUCUUUGAUGGUUCGGGCAUUUGUAAGGGAAGAGUUCAGAGAGUAGAGAAGAAUUUGGGUACCUCUUUGCUCCAUCUCUAAAUACAAUGCUGAAGUAGCUGGAGCAUUUUCCUAGUUCUCUUCUUCAUUCCUCCUGCCGUUCUUCAAGAUGCAUUUGGUUGCUAGAUGUGUUAAUGGGAAGUGUUUCUUCGUGAAAUGCAGAACUGUAUCUGGAACAGAACUGGUACAGAACUGUCAGGGCUGUUGGAGCCUAAAAUAAAUGAGUGAGGUGUAUAUUUGAAUGUAUAUAUGAAAAUAUGUGUGUAUAGCUUUUCAAACCUUACAUUUCUUCAUGAAUUCAGGAAAGGUACUCAGAGGUUUCUCACUGCGUUUGCACAAGAUGUGUAUAGGAAAAAAAAAAA